GCAACCCUUAAUCUUUCUGAUUUCUGAUAAUCCGAAUUGUUGCGUCAUUUUGAUGAUUCGAGAAUGGGAAAUUUCAUCUUAAUUUCAUGUGAUUGUUGUUGAAAGUUGGUUACGAGGGUAUUAAUUAACUUUCCAUAAAUAAAUAAAAACAAUUGAGAGAGUUGUUUCGCAAAGAGCACUGCAAAUAGGAAACUCAUUUCCCGCCCGAAUUUGUGUGGUUGGUUUUCUUAUUGGGGUUUGCCUUCCAACAUUAUUUCUGGCCACUCUCAUGACUUAAUUCCCUGGGCACCUUUGCUUUUGGUGGGAAUUCAUUCUCUACAUUUUCAAAUGGAAUCGCUUCUUGGGACUCAAGUUCAGAUAUCAUCAAUAUGGUUACAAAGUGCGACUGCAAUCUUAAACCAAGAGAAACCGAGAAGGUGAUGUGUUCUGAGCAAACUUCUGACGAUAAUAUUGACGAGAGAGUGUCUUUCUUGUACUCGGCUUGGAGUGCUUUGCUCGAUGAAUCAACGAAAGGUGAAGGUGAGUUGCCACAAGGUGCAGAUCAAGUGACGAGAUUUAAUAAUGUGCCAAAAGCCCCUCACUUGGAGAAUUGCAAGCUGAGUGAACAACUCAAUAAAAAACUUGAUAAGCGUGUUGCAAAUGGAAGCUUUCCUCCUUGGACGCUACGGAAGGGACUCUUAAGUACUUACCCUUCGUCGACAGCUAGUGAGCAGCUCAAGUCUAAUGGCGCUUAUCCUCCGUGGAUAACGGGAUCAGAUGAAGAAAAUUAUCCCUUUACUAGGAAAGUACAGCGAGACAUAUGGAUUCAUCAGUACCCUCCGAACUGCAAUGAUCAUAAUGUGAAGUUUCUUGUUGCUGACUGGGAUAGGGCGCAAAGAUUUGGCAUGGGAGCCCAGAUUGCCGGAAUGUGUGGACUUCUUGCUAUUGCCAUCAAUGAAAAAAGGGUCCUUGUUACGAACUACUAUAAUCGGGCAGACCAUGAUGGGUGUAGAGGGCCAUCACGUUCUAGUUGGUCUUGUUAAUUCUUUCCAGAAACAUCCCAAGAAUGUUGAGACCGUGCAUUGCAGUUAAUGAAUGAAAAAAAAAGCAUGGGAAAAGAGGAAUCAUAACAGGAAGGUACAACUAUACAACAGAGCAAAUAUGGUUUGACAAGG
Messenger RNA from Rhododendron vialii, 1154 nucleotides. RefSeq lists its product as uncharacterized. Gene Ontology annotation, molecular function: alpha-(1->6)-fucosyltransferase activity. NCBI's taxonomy places the organism in Eukaryota, Viridiplantae, Streptophyta, Magnoliopsida, Ericales, Ericaceae. The record is from RefSeq and is a predicted model, not a curated record. Gene Ontology annotation, biological process: protein N-linked glycosylation. The coding region runs from base 369 to 1022 and encodes 217 amino acids. The transcript is spliced from 4 exons.